CUACCUCAGUAGGAAGGAAGCUUAAGUCACAGAAAUCUACGAGAGUGAACAUCAAGCUUUCCAAUUUUUAAUUACCCGUUUUUUCCAGUUCAAAUCGUCCAAUAAUUUUCCCAUUCUCAACAAGCACGACGCUAGUCCACUAAUACUAUUCCUAUAGUACCAUCACAAGGAUUGAAUCAGAUCAAUGUCAACAUCCUUACCCAUAAAGCUCCAGCCAUCAAAUCUCCGUCCCAUAGCGUAUAGGAUCUUAUCCAAGAAGCAUGGGCUCAAUCUAAAGACCGAUGCCUUGGCCAUACUUACGGAAACCAUCAGUUACAAGUUUGGGUUCGAAUGGAAGAGUGUGAGGUCGCAGCAGUUCAUUGAGGAAGUGGCGAGAAUCUGGAAACUUGAAGACAGAGGGUUGUUUAUUGACGGUGCAGGCCUCAAGCAAGUGCUCAAGGAGUUAUCCAAAAAGAAGGAUUCCGAAGCCGCUGGGGAGACAGUUCCAGCAGUAGCAGGAAGAUCAGACACCGUCGUAGAUAUUGUGGAAGAGGAGGAGGUUCCAGAAGAAGUAAUCAAUUGGAAAGACUACUUCAAAGUCAUAAAUCCUAAUCAACAACCAAAAUACAAGUUCGACAGACACAGAAAACAAUUCAAUUUGGUAAGCUCCAACAGCAUUCCGGGCCACUCUUUGAUGUCCAAAACCUUGGAGUCUACGGUGGAGUUGUUCUACAACCGUUACAAUCUCAUUUCAGACAGGCUCUCCAGACAUGAGAACUUUCAAAAGGCGUCCUACUCCAACGUCUCCUCUUUGCGAAGACUGGCAUUGGCAGGGUCCUCCAUACAGGGUCUGUCAGCUAGUAAUGAAAUCACCCUUAUCAAGAAUGUUCUUGGAAGAGACGGGAGUAAAUUCAUUCUCUUUGGUUUGUUAUCAAAGAACUCUGCUGGUGACUUUAUCCUUGAAGAUUCUACUGACUAUAUCGAGUUGAACAUCAGCCAGGCCUACAAGGCAGAGGGAUCCUUUUACUGUGUUGGUAUGUUUGUGAUUGUUGAGGGAAUUUAUUCUGCGAAUGGAGGCUCUUCCAACCAAAUGAAUGAUUAUAUUGGUGGAUGUUUUCACGUGAGUGUCAUUGGGCAUCCGCCUGCAGAGAGAAGGGAUGUCAGCAAUGAAAACUAUGGCAGUUUGGAUUUCUUGGGCAUUCAAGGUAAUGCUGGAAGUAGUUCCACCCUGGCUAAGGUGGAAAAAACACUUAAGAUCAAUAAACCGUGGAAGAAAAAGUUAAUUGCUUUGGAAAAGAGCUUGACUACUCACAAAUUGAUUAUGCUUGGGUCUGAUUGUUACCUAGAUUCAUUCAGGGUCAUGGAUGGACUUAAGAAGUUGUUUGGGGCCAUAGAAACUUCACUUGAAGACGAGUUCUCAGAACCCCUUGCAAUUAUUAUGGUCGGAUCAUUCAUAUCCAAGCCUCUAACUCCAACCAACUCAUCGGUGUCCACCAUUUCAAACUCAGAAUAUUACAAGAGUAACUUUGAUAAUCUUGCUAAUAUCCUCUCGGGGUUUCCAAACAUCAUAAAAACAUGUAAAUUGAUCUUAGUCCCCGGCAAAAAUGACCCCUGGCAGACUACAUACUCUCUUGGAAGUUCAAAUUUGAAUUACUUGCCACAGAAGAUGGUCCCCAACGUGUUCCUCAAUAGGUUGGAAAGGUUAUUCCCGAAGGGUAACCUUAUUCGGGCAUGGAAUCCGUUCAGAAUAAAUUAUCUCUCUCAGGAGAUUUUGAUUUUGAAAGACGACUUAAUGAGCAAGUUUAAGAGAAAUGACAUUAUAUUUGAACACGACUUGGAGUUGGAAGAGCAGUUAUUGGAGAAGGAGAAGAAGGAAAUGGGUAAUGAUGAAGAAAGAAUCAACAAACUCGUACUGGGUCAGAAUGGAGACGUACAUAUUCCAGAAAAGAUCAAGCAGGCCAGGAAAUUGGUCAAAACGCUUCUUGAUCAAGGUAAUUUGCAACCCUUUUUGAGAUCACUAAAAUUAAUAGACCCCAACUAUGACCAUGUCUUGAGAAUCGAACCGCUCCCCACUGUACUCAUACUUCAAGACGCAGGGGUUGAGAAUUUCGAGGUGACUUACAAUGGGUGUAAGGUUGUGAAUAUUGGAAGGUUGAUAGGAAACAGUGGACGAAGAUUAAAUUAUGCCGAAUAUUACCCAUCAGGAAAGCGGUUUGAGUUCAAGGAGAUUUACUUCUGAUCUAAGCAACAAGGAUCAUGAGCUUUGAGGGUUCUCUAAUCAAUUGCCAUGCGCGUAUAAGUGCCCUGUUCUCAUAUAAAAGGAUAGGUGCGUAAAUGUCACUACAAAAUUAAUAAGACCAUUUACACUAAGAAUAAAAUAAUAUUGUAAAUAAUACUAUCCGUAAGGGUGCACUUGUGAGGAUUGCAACUAUUGCGGUAUUGCGUCUUCUUUUUGACGUACAGCAGAACGGCGCAAUUAACUCGGAACUUGACGUUGUACUGCGCAAUAGCAAGCAUUUGUGGGAACCGUAUCUGUGUGCCCACACAGGCGAAGUCUUGCGAGAAAAAUACAGGAACCAAACCUUGGCGAAUAAGGGAGAAUUUCUACGAAAGCUGUAACACAUAUUUGGCAAUCUCCAACUGGAUGUCAACGGGAUGUCAGCUAGAUGUCAAUUAAAUAGGAUGUAAUUCGCUUUCGUAAGUGAUAAGUAAUGCGUGAUC
This is a messenger RNA of Suhomyces tanzawaensis NRRL Y-17324, 2700 nucleotides long. RefSeq names its product DNA polymerase epsilon noncatalytic subunit (gene DPB2). Gene Ontology annotation, cellular component: epsilon DNA polymerase complex. The record is from RefSeq and is a predicted model, not a curated record. Bases 185 to 2218 code for a protein of 677 amino acids. The transcript has a single exon. Gene Ontology annotation, molecular function: DNA binding. Gene Ontology annotation, biological process: error-prone translesion synthesis; DNA-templated DNA replication. NCBI's taxonomy places the organism in Eukaryota, Fungi, Ascomycota, Pichiomycetes, Serinales, Debaryomycetaceae.